AUGAUGUCUCAUUGUCAUUUUACAUUUGCAGGAAAAGAAUGGUGCACACAUAAUUGUUCAUUUAUAACGACCAAACAAAAAGAACCACAAAAAAAGGAAGUUGUGAAGGAUGUUACUUCAACUUAUAAGGGAAAAGAAGCGGAAAUUGUUCCUUUAUCUUUGUCAAACUACCCUGACGUUGAACAAAGUCAAGCUGCUGACAAGACGAAUAAAUUAAUUAAUACAAGUAAAUUACUUGCUGUAGUGCGUUCAAAUGCUAAAUUCUCAGAAGAAUUGCUUAAACUUUAUAAAGCGGUGAAUAACCUCAAACCAAAGGCUAUGGAGACUGACAAUAAUAACCAACAUGAAGUUAUUAUUUCAAAGGUAAAUGAAGAGAUAAUUUUAAACGCUGCAUCACUAUAUACUUCAUUUGAUGAAGAUGAGGACAUGGAUGAAUAUCUUCCUCCUAAUCAUACAAAGUCUGGCAGUAAGUGA
Molecule: messenger RNA, 474 nt
Organism: Funneliformis geosporum
Lineage: Eukaryota; Fungi; Glomeromycota; Glomeromycetes; Glomerales; Glomeraceae
Source: the annotation of a GenBank genome assembly